CUUAGACAGAAAGAGUCUUAGACAGUUCUCGACUGAAAAGCACUAAGAGAAAGCACGGAGCAUGACAGAGGAGACGGAAGUGAAGCUGCGCUGCGGUGUGUACGGCGAAGGGAGCGUCUUCUUCAUCGAGAUCAAGCGCAAUGCUGAUGUAGAUGCGCUACAGAAGGCUAUAUUCGCGAAGAUACGAUACAGCGAGUGUUAUAAGCUUGCCGCAAGCGACUUGACGCUCUACUUGGCGCGAAAGGAAGGGGAAACCGUUUGGUUGGAGGACUACCGCCAUGUGAAGGAUAUUUUGCAAGGUGGCAUCUGCACUGGUUAUGACAAGAUGCGUCCGUCGUGGAAGCUCAACAAAACGGAGUUGUUUGGGCCGAGCUUCACGCCGGGAGAUGAAGAGAUUCACGUGCUGGUGGAACUCCCGACCAAGAAGACACGCGAAUGGAGCGCAGAGGAGUUGUCUACUGUGGAUCCUCAAGUUCAAAGGAAGGUUUGGAAGUCAGCUGUCAGGGUUUCUUCAGACGACGUGUGCUCAGGAUCCGCAUUGGUUGUUGAUCGAACGGCAACGCACGUGUAUCUGCUGACGAACUUGCACUUGUGGGUGGAUAAAGCAUUCACCGAUGAUCUAAGUGCUGAUUUCAACAAAGAAAUCAAGCAAUAUCUAAGACUACACCCCGGGAUGGAAUCAAGCGGAACGAAGAGGAAGGCUGUUGCUGAUGCCAGUGAACUAAGUCGCAAAUUUUCACGCACGUCACAAAGGAAAGCACCAUUUCUGUCGGACAAGCCACAAGUUGUGAUUGAGCAGUAUUUUCCAGACAGUCGUACGCUGGAGAAAGUCCUCAGGUUUAGCCUCGACAGUGGUGUUUGUUGGAGUAGUUCUGCUGCCUUCGACUUCGCAAUCUUUAAGGUCGCGGCACCACAAGACGUUCAGCUCACUCCGUGUAAGAUGUCCACGAAGGUGUAUCCAACCAUGGACGUCCACGUGUUUGGUUUCCCAGGUGCUCUGCCAGACCAUCAAGUUCACCGCUACGCAAUCAUCCCAGCUACAGUAACUGGAUGGAACCAGAAUCAAAUGACGCUUUCGUCUUUGCCAGCUCCAGGCCUCUCAGGAAGUGCUAUUGUGUGCACCAAAAGGGGAGUUCUCGUUGGAUACAUCGGUGGUGGUUUCGACGGCUCGACGAAGAACGAGCGGUAUCAAUCGUAUGGAUUCACACUCCGAGGUAUCCCACCCGAUCUGCCGUCUAGAUUGCCACCAGCUGACGAAGAUGAAACAAAGGAGUAG
Molecule: messenger RNA, 1276 nt
Organism: Phytophthora infestans T30-4
Lineage: Eukaryota; Oomycota; Peronosporomycetes; Peronosporales; Peronosporaceae
Product: crinkler (CRN) family protein, putative
Exons: 1
Coding region: 62-1276 (404 amino acids)
Source: RefSeq, a predicted model, not a curated record